UGCGCGAGGCCCUGCGCAGGCAGCCUCGGGGACCCGGAAGUGGCGCGCCGAGCCGAGGUCCUCGCCCAGCUGCCGCCGAGUCCGAGUCCCGGCUGAGGCGGCGGGAGCAGGAGAGUCCGAGUUCCGGCCGGGCCGCGUCCCGCCGCUAUGAGCGCGGCCGGGCUGGUGUCUCCCGCGCCCCCGGCCCCUGUCCCGGUGGGGCUGCCCCCCGCCGCGCUGCCCGCCGGCCCCGAGUACUACGAGGAGGAGGAGCUGGAGAGCGCCGAGGAGGAGGACGGCGAGCGCAGCGGCCGGGCCCGGGACUCCGACGAGGAUACUGAGGAUGCUAGUGAAACUGACUUGGCAAAGCAUGAUGAAGAGGACUAUGUAGAAAUGAAAGAACAGAUGUAUCAGGACAAACUGGCAUCUCUUAAGAGGCAGUUACAACAAUUGCAGGAAGGUACUUUGCAAGAAUAUCAAAAAAGAAUGAAAAAACUGGAUCAGCAAUACAAGGAACGGAUACGGAAUGCAGAACUUUUCCUCCAGUUGGAAACAGAGCAGGUGGAGAGAAAUUAUAUCAAAGAGAAGAAGGCAGCAGUGAAGGAGUUUGAAGAUAAGAAAAUUGAGUUGAAGGAAAAUCUGAUUGCUGAAUUAGAAGAGAAGAAGAAGAUGAUAGAGAAUGAAAAGCUAACCAUGGAGCUAACAGGAGAUUCCAUGGAAGUGAAACCUAUCAUGACGAGGAAAUUGAGAAGGAGGCCAAAUGACCCUGUUCCGAUCCCGGAUAAGAGGAGAAAACCUGCCCCUGCCCAGUUAAAUUAUCUGCUGACGGAUGAACAGAUAAUGGAGGAUCUUAGGACACUGAAUAAGCUUAAAUCACCCAAGAGACCAGCAUCUCCUUCAUCUCCAGAACACCUACCAGCCACACUUGCAGAGUCUCCGGCACAGCGGUUUGAAGCUCGGAUUGAAGAUGGCAAACUCUACUAUGAUAAAAGAUGGUACCACAAGAGCCAGGCUAUUUACCUGGAGUCAAAAGAGAACACUAAGAUCAGCUGUGUGAUCAGCUCUGUAGGAGCCAACGAGAUCUGGGUGAGGAAGACCAGUGACAGCACAAAAAUGAGGAUCUAUCUCGGACAGCUACAGCGAGGGGUUUUUGUGAUCCGUCGGCGAUCAGCUGCAUGACUGUCUGACUCUUCCUUGAUUUUUUUUCUUAAAAAAAGAACCCUCUUACAGGGAAUAGCAGUCUAUCCACCCAGCCAUAGCAACAGAGAUAGUGUUAUGGCCUCCUGAGAGACUGUUUGUGGCUGGCCACAUCAUCCCCAUAGUCCUUAAGUCUCUAGUGACAUUCAAGCACAGCCCUGGAGCGCUGGACUUCUGGACUUUGCCAUAAAGCUUCUCUGAACUUUUUUCAUAUUUCCGGAGACUAUAUUUAAGAAGACUCUGCAUCAUAUUUUCUCAUCUUUAUAUCUUUGUACCGUGAAGCGUGUGUGUACAUGGACAACACCAUAAGUUAAGUUUUGAAUUGUGGGGGAGCCCAGCUAUUUUCCUUGUUGAAAGCUAGCUCUGGUUUUUCUGCAAAGCUUAGGGUGCUGAGCAGGAGGAGACUCAUCCAACUAGCUUUCUCUGUAACAACAUGACAUCGGUUCUUUUGGAGGAGCUGUUGAAAGAUUUGCCCAUGCAAUGAGGAUUUUUUAGGAAAGUGUGAAAAGUGUUCUGGAAACCUGUAACGUGCUGAUGUUCCAGUUGAUUUUAACCUGGUUAAACACAGUCAUACUUGGUGAAUCCAAAGCUUCCUUUCUCUUCACAUUAAAAACCCUUCAGAUGAA
This is a messenger RNA of Mauremys reevesii (Reeves's turtle), 1802 nucleotides long. RefSeq names its product SDS3 homolog, SIN3A corepressor complex component (gene SUDS3). The coding region runs from base 148 to 1158 and encodes 336 amino acids. Gene Ontology annotation, biological process: negative regulation of transcription by RNA polymerase II. The record is from RefSeq and is a predicted model, not a curated record. Gene Ontology annotation, cellular component: Sin3-type complex. Lineage: Eukaryota; Metazoa; Chordata; Testudines; Geoemydidae. Gene Ontology annotation, molecular function: histone deacetylase binding. The transcript has 12 exons.